Sphenostylis stenocarpa is the source of this 1212-nucleotide messenger RNA. The record is from the annotation of a GenBank genome assembly. NCBI's taxonomy places the organism in Eukaryota, Viridiplantae, Streptophyta, Magnoliopsida, Fabales, Fabaceae.
AUGGGUGGUUUACUCUUUGGUUAUGAUCUUGGGAUCACUGGAGGAGUGACUUCCAUGGAACCUUUCCUAAUAAAAUUCUUUCCUAGUGUUUAUAAACAAAUGCAAGACGAAUCUAACCACGAAAGCCAAUAUUGCAAAUUUGACAAUGAGCUCCUUACUUUGUUCACCUCUUCAUUAUAUCUUGCUGCAUUAGUAGCUUCUUUUUGUGCUUCCACAACCACAAGAAUGAUGGGACGCAAGACCUCAAUGUUUGUAGGUGGUUUGUUUUUCCUUGUUGGUGCUUUGUUGAAUGGUUUUGCCAUCAAUAUUGAGAUGCUUAUCAUAGGUCGUUUAUUGCUUGGUUUUGGUGUUGGAUAUUGUAAUCAGUGUGCACUCAACAUUGGUUUUCAAAUGAUGAUCACAAUUGGCAUAUUAAUUGCAAACCUUAUCAACUAUGGGACUGCAAAACUAGAAUAUGGUUGGAGAAUUUCUUUAGGUAUUGGUGCAGUCCCCGCAAUAAUGCUAUGUGUGGGAUCUCUUUUCUUAGGUGACACACCAAACUCUCUGGUUGAAAGAGGUAAAAUAGAAGCAGCUAAGAAAAUGUUGCAAAGGAUUCGUGGCGUUGAUAAUGUCGAUGAGGAGUUCCAAGAGCUCGUUGAUGCGACUAAAGCAGCCAAAGAUGUGGAACACCCAUGGAAGAACAUUAUACAACCAAAAUAUAGGCCUCAACUCACUUUUUGCUCUCUGAUUCCAUUCUUCCAACAAUUCACCGGUAUCAAUGUCAUAAUGUUUUAUGCACCCGUCCUCUUUAAAACUUUAGGCUUUGGAAGCGAUACUUCCCUUAUGUCUUCCGUUAUCACCGGAGGUGUUAAUGUGGUUGCCACUCGUUGUUUCCAUUUUCUCUCGUGGACAAGUUUGGAAGAAGGAUAUUGUUCCUCGAAGCUUGCUGUUGGAACCAUGAUUGCUAUGAAGUUUGGAGUGAGCGGUGAAGGCUCAUUUACCAAUGGAGAAGCUAGUCUCCUCUUAUUCUUUAUAUGUGCAUAUGUUGCAGCAUAUGCAUGGUCUUGGGGUCCACUAGGGUGGUUGGUUCCAAGUGAAAUAUGUUCUCUUGAGGUUCGAUCGGCAGGUCAAAGCACCAAUGUUGCUACUCAUCCUCUCGAAAGGGAGUGCGGAGAGCGGUUACAGUACAGUCGACCACAAACACAUAGACACAAUCAAGAUAUUUUAAAGUAA